CAACAGACUAUUAUUACUGUUAGUAGGUUCAUCUCUCCAUGCAACUUUGCUGUUAGUUUGAAAGCAGGCAUUUUGUCUUCACAUUUAUGAUUUCUUCUUCCAUCUCCUUGACUUAACUCUCUGCAUUACCUUCAGAAAUAGUUUCAGUUUUUUGAAAUGGAUACCUUUGUGCGUGACAAACUAAAACAGUGGGGUCUCAAUGAAUUCAUACAAAAAUUUGAAGAUGAAGAAGUGGAUAAAGACAGUCUUUAUUGUCUGGAGGAGAAAGAUAUUUUAAUAUUGAUACCAAAAGUGGGACCAAGGGCACGGUUUAAGGAGAAACUCAGGAUGUUAAAGGAGGAGGAAAGUAAAAGAAAUGAUGGAGAACUUUGUCCUAAAAUGUGCCAACAGCAAGAAAAAGAUGCACCUGGUUUAUCCAAGACUUUACAAUCCACCAGUGAUACAAGAAAGAGAAAGGAUGCUUUCCAGAGUGAUUCCAGCAAAGAUCAACCGACAGAAAAAAAGAAACGCAAAACUGCCAUCUCCUCAGAUUUAUCGAUUUUCUUUAGUGUAAAAAACUUAAUGGCAGAAGUCCAAGCAAAACUACAUAACCAAGAGGACACAAAGGUUAACAAUUUUUUAAAGACUAAAAUAAUGAAUCUGGAGACGGAAAAAAGAGAGCUGGUUGGAGUCUUUGGGAAAACAGGAGCUGGAAAGACAUCUUUGAUAAAUGCUGUCAUUGAAGAGGAAAGGCUUUUACCAUCUGGAAGUCUCAGUGCCUGUACCUCAGUCAUGAUCAAAGUGGAGGCUAACAGGCUCAACCAAAAAUAUGAGGCAGAGAUUGAGUUCAUCACAAAAGAGGAGUGGGAAGAUGAAUUGAGCAACAGAGAUCAGUUUCUUAAGGAUAACGAAGAUCAGGAGAAAGAUGAAGAAUAUAAUGAUGAAUAUCAUGAUGUUGUUGAAAAACUGUCUGCAAUUUAUGGGGAAGACUGGAAAUGGAAAACUACUGAGCAACUCAUGGAUCACAAAUACUUCAGGGAAAUUCCAGAAUUUCGUCAGUCGAUACGAAAAACCUUGACAUGUGAAUCAGCUGAAGCUCUAUCUGCAAAGAUGAUCAAAUACACACGAAGUGACACUAAACAAGAAGGAGAUGAGGUUGUAAAAAGGUGGUAUUGGCCACUGGUGAAGUGUGUCACUGUCAGGGUGCCACAUACAAAUUUUCUACAACACGUCACACUUGUGGACCUUCCAGGAAAUGGGGACCGAAACAAAAGCAGAGAUGAGAUGUGGAAAGGGAUUGUUGGAAACUGUUCAACUGUGUGGAUUGUAUCUGAAAUCAACCGAGCAGCAGCAGAAAGAGAAUCCUGGGAUAUCCUAAAAAGUGCAAGCAGCCUUCUUGGAAAUGGAGGGGAAUGUCGGCACAUCCACUUUAUCUGCACCAAGUCUGAUGUUAUUGAAUAUUCACAUAAUGAAGCUGCUGUGUUGGAUUCUAUACUCAAAAGAAACAUGUCAGCCAAAGAAUCUGUGAGAAAAGAAUUCAACAAGCUAGACAGAGUUAAGAAACAUUUCAAUGAAGGCUGUUUCCAAGUGUUCACGGUGAGCUCCAAAGAGUUUGUCAAGAGGAAAUAUCUAAGUCCAGAAUACACUGAAAUCCCCAAGCUUCAGGAGUUUCUGCAAAAUCUCAAUGACUGUCACUCAGAAACAUCGAACUACUUUUCUGGAGCUAAUGGGAUCCUCUCUUUGAUUCAAGGAGCAAAGUCAAGGAAUAUGGGUGGAGAAAACAAAGAUGUUUGUAAAGAACUGGAGAGAAACCUUAGCCAACAAAGUGACUUGAUCAGAUAUGCAAUGAUGGAGAAUUACAAAAUGUUUGAAAAGUGCCUACAAGAAGGAGUCGAAAAAUCCAAAGAUUCAUUUGAAAAAAUCUUGAAGAACUUUCUCUAUCCUCCAAGAAAGAGUGGACGUGGUUUUCAUAGACAACUAAGAAAACUGGUCGAAAAUAAAGGGGUCCUGAAACUAAAACGUGGGCGGGAAAAAAACUUCAACACAAAGUUAAUUUCACUCUUGACAGAUAGCAUUGAUGAGGAAUUCAGAAAAACUUUCCCGAAUGACGGAAAAUGUGGUCCAAUCUACGGAGUAAUCAAUGAAUUUUCACUUGAUGUUGAAGGGCUAAAACAGAAGUACAGUGAUGUUGAACUACAGCUGGUAUUUCUGAAGAAUGAGGAAGAACAAUUAAAGACAAAACUGACCAAACUUGUUCGUAACGGUAAAAAAAACAUCUACAACAGUCUAGCAAAGACAGCUGAGGAAAACCUGCUGGAAUGCUAUGACAAAGCAGCAGGAUUUUCAGGAACUGGUUUACUGCAGAACAUGAGGGAAACUAUAGAGAGACAUGUCCAUAAAUCAAAUAACAUCCUGUUUGAAAAGGCUAAAGAUGAAAUGUUAGAUCUGCAUAGCAGUUUGAGGACCGAGAUCUUGGCGACUCUGGAGAGUACCAUGAAGGAAUCAAUUGAGCUCUCAUUCAAGAUAGAUAAGGACUCAAUUCCAGACGUUUCAGAAGAACUUACCAGGGUUCAACAACUCCAUGAAGAGUUUCUGAAAAGCAGCUGAAAAAGCUUUCUUUGAUCCCAGAAUGGUCAUGAUGACAUGUUGGAUCUAGGGUUGUUCAAGAUGAGGGUGCCUUCACUGAGAAUUAAUUGUUUGCCACAAUUGUUUUUGUCAUUAUUGGUUUAAAGUGUUUUACAAUCAAUUUAAGUGUGAAAAAAUGUUUAGGAAAGAGAAAAAAAUAUUUUUUUCCUGAUGAAUAUAAAGAAGUAGUAGCCUUUUUCACAUUAGAUUCUGAUAGAAAAAUUUAAUACUGAUGAAGUGAGGGGAAAAAACGUAUGUACUAUUAUUCAAUCCAAUCAGCAAUGUUUUUGGUGUAAUUUUUAUUGUUCGUAAUUUAGGAUUUAAGGAAAUUUAUUCAUUCAAUAUUUUGUAUCCAACUCUUUUUCUUUGGUUCAUGUAAUGGUAAUAAAAUCA
This is a messenger RNA of Cyprinodon tularosa, 2997 nucleotides long. RefSeq names its product nuclear GTPase SLIP-GC-like. Gene Ontology annotation, molecular function: GTPase activity. The transcript is spliced from 23 exons. The record is from RefSeq and is a predicted model, not a curated record. The coding region runs from base 157 to 2586 and encodes 809 amino acids. Lineage: Eukaryota; Metazoa; Chordata; Actinopteri; Cyprinodontiformes; Cyprinodontidae.